This is a messenger RNA of Osmia lignaria (orchard mason bee), 2920 nucleotides long. NCBI's taxonomy places the organism in Eukaryota, Metazoa, Arthropoda, Insecta, Hymenoptera, Megachilidae. The record is from RefSeq and is a predicted model, not a curated record.
UUCUCUUCACACUUUUCAAUAUUCUAUCUUUCUCUUUCGUUUUAAAUCGUUCGUUAAUUAAUUAUUUCUUUUUCGCGCCGCGUCGUUUAAUCGUAUUGUUUCGUAAAUAAUCGUUUCCGUAACCGUAACACCGUACAAAGGCCGAUCGCGAACGCGUAGUGCAAGUAACAAGGUUUCUCAUCUUUUCUUCGUCUUCCAGAUUUCCAGACUACACAUAGUUAUCAACGAAAUAUUAUCUUGAGUUAUUAUCUUGUAUUGUUUAACAUCGAGCUCGUAACCGAGGAAGGUGAUCCGCCUGUGGAAGGGUAUAAAAGGCUCUGUCUAAGAUACGAAGUGGCUCAGUUGUUCGAAGAACGAUCGAGGGUUCGGAAUCAGUCUGGAAAGACCUUCUAUCUCUAUCUGCUGCUCUUCUUCUUCGCUUCUGUCGUGUGUUCUAUUUGAAGAUCACCGGUGAUCAUCGAGGCCGAACGUAAAAACGUAGAACAAGCGAGAAAAACAAUGAUUAGGAAUUAAAGAUAAUAAAAGAUAAAUGAAUUACCACGGUCGGUGAGAACUGAAGGAGGUGAAAAAUGGAAGAAAGGGGUAAACUGGAUACAUGAAGGCUAAAGUUAUCGAACGUGAACCGAGGAUAGAAGUUUGAGAGACAAGUUCACGCAACAGGUGGAAAGAAAAAUAUAUUAAAAGGAAAGAGGGGAGGCAAGAGAAGAAGGGCAAGGAGAAGGAGGGGAAACGGUAGAAAAGGAAGGAAGGAAGGAAGGAAGGAAGGCAAGAGCAAAAGGAGAAAGGGAGAAAGGAAGGAAAGGAAGAAAAGGAAAGGAAGAAAAAGAGAUACGAGUGGAAGGAUAAGGAAAGAAGAGAGAGACAGUUAGAGGGGCAGAGGGUGAAGAAGACAGCGAUGGCCGGAUGGUGGAACCUCGGUGGUGUUUUUCUUCUGCUUUUUGCUAUACUCCUUGCUCCCUAUUUGUACAAGAUCAACUGGAUCAAGGAUUUAAGGAUCGAAGGUAACGGGAAAAAAGUUCUCGCUAAUCACUUAGAAUCCAAAAAACGUAAAUUGGGAAAACUUCCUCCCGUUUAUCCAAAUGGAUGGUUCGCCCUCUUGGAGAGUUCUCAGCUUCGAAAGGGUCAAGUGAAACAUGUGGCAGCCCUAGGAGAAAAUUUUGCUGUAUUUAGAACAGAUAAAGGGACGGUAAGAAUUUUAGACGCUUACUGUCCUCAUCUGGGUGCAAAUAUGGCAGAGGGUGGUCGUGUGACGGGUGAUUGCUUGGAAUGUCCAUUUCAUGGCUGGCAAUUUCGUGGAUCCGAUGGACAGUGUGAUCACAUUCCAUACACUGAUAAAAUACCGCACAUCGCCAGAACAAAAACUUGGAAGAGUUGCGAAGCCAAUGAGAUCAUCUUUGUUUGGUACCAUGCGGAAGGAUUGGAGCCCAGCUGGCAACCGCAAACUCUCGAUCAAGUUUUGAACCGAACAUGGCGUUACCAGGGUCGAAAUGAGUUUCUCAUCAACUGCCAUAUACAGGAAAUUGCAGAAAAUGGAGCUGAUACGGCACAUCUCAGUGUUGUACAUGGUCCAUCAGUGUUUUCCAAGAUUGCUCAUAUUUUUUCUUCAUUCGCUCGCCAUUCGUGGUCAAACAUUAAUUGGACACCCCACAGUUCUUAUUCAGAAUCAAAAAAGUCAGAUGCUACUGAUUCAGUGAAAGAAAAUAGUACCGAAGAUUUGAGUCAUAGAGCUUAUAUGUCCUUGAGACAUCGUUUGGUUUUAUUCGAGAGAUUCGAAUUUCUGCAAGUGGACGUAAGCGUUCAACAAAUCGGCCCUGGAUACGUAGAAUUAAUGAUGGAAUCUUAUUUAGGAACCGUGUGCAUUUUUCAGACAGUCACGCCGAUGGAACCUCUUCUACAAAAGGUAACUCAUGUACUGUAUUCUCCACCGCUGCUUAGUCCGUACGCCAGUAUGUUAUUUUUGGCGGAGUGUUUGAUGUUCGAGAGAGAUGUGGCCAUAUGGAACCGAAAAAAGUUUGAGAAACAGCCGAUGCUCGUUAAAGAAGAAAAAAGUAUUCAUACGUACCGCAGGUGGUAUUCCCAGUUUUAUUCGCAGCAUAGCCCCAGUUAUCAAUCGGUUAUAAAAUCUAUACAAUGGUAGCCAUUUAAUAACGUUCAAUUAGAUUUUAUGAUAUUAAUAAUAAUUGUAACAGCAAUAGGAUUAAAGUUUACAAUGAAUACAUACAGUAUAGACUCGUUAUAAGCAAAACGCUCGGGACCGGACUUUUGCUUCUAACGUGUAGUUCCACCAUUGUUUGAUAUUUGCCGACUGCUUCGAACGUAGAAAAGGACAGCGAGUGAAAAAGAGGACGGAGCGAAAACAAACCGUUCUAUGUCAGCUAGGCAACAACGUAAGUUUGUUAUUUAUCAUUUUUUUUCUAUAAAACUUUUUCCAUGAUAUUUCUGACAUUUUUGUAAUUAAAAUGAUACCAAACACGAUAUAAUUCGGACCAUAUUUACUGUGUAAACUAGUUACAACCAAACGCACGGAACUGUCUUUCGAAAUCCUCGCACAUUGUGUUUUGCAUCGGACCGAACAAAUAUACACGGUAAGUAUGGUCCGAAUUAUAUCGUGUUUGGUAUCAUUUUAAUGUCAGAAAUAUCAUGAAAAGUUUUAUAAAAAAAAAAAAUGAAAAAUAACAAAGUUAAUUUGCCUCAUCGACAUAGAACGGUUUGUUUUCGCUCCGUCCUCUUUUGCACUCAAGGUCCUUUUCUACGUUCGAAGCAGUCGGCUAACAUCAAACAAUAGUGGAACUACACGUUAUAGGCAAAAGUCCGGUUCCGUGCGUUUGGUUGUAACUAGUUUACACGGUAAAUAUGGUCCGAAUUAUAUCGUGUUUGGUAUCAUUUUAAUUAGAAAAAUGUCAGAAAUAUCAUGGAAAAA